Messenger RNA from Prorocentrum cordatum, 393 nucleotides. The record is from the annotation of a GenBank genome assembly. Lineage: Eukaryota; Dinophyceae; Prorocentrales; Prorocentraceae.
AUGGCUUGCGGUUGGCGUGUGCUUUCAGCCGCUUGCGGGGCAAUCGCGGCAGUCACUUGCCUUCACAGUGGCACCUUUGUGCCAGGGCCCGAGCGCGAUCGCGUCGAGUCGCUUGCUGCAGCCUCCGCUGCCGCGGCGCUCAGCCUUCCCGUGCUGGCGGAUGAAAUCGGCGAAUGCUGCGAACAAGCUCUGCGUCGACUCGCGCGCCUCCGCCAAGGAGGCUCCUGGGAAGUUCCAGCCUCUCGAGGCCUUGAACGCCAUCGACGUCUGAUCGUGAUGGGCGCCCAGGCAGACCCGAAGCGCUUGGAGGCGGCGACGGAGGCCCACCACAAGGCCGUCGGCAGCAUCAGCGGCGCGAGCGGCGUGACCUCGCUGGCCGAUGUGAUGCCUUGA